This is a messenger RNA of Scheffersomyces coipomensis, 4476 nucleotides long. RefSeq names its product Mds3p (gene MDS3). Gene Ontology annotation, molecular function: protein binding. Gene Ontology annotation, biological process: cell redox homeostasis. Lineage: Eukaryota; Fungi; Ascomycota; Pichiomycetes; Serinales; Debaryomycetaceae. Gene Ontology annotation, cellular component: cytosol; mitochondrion. The coding region runs from base 1 to 4476 and encodes 1491 amino acids. The record is from RefSeq and is a predicted model, not a curated record. The transcript has 3 exons.
AUGGCCACUUUAAUACCGGCUUCAAGUGCUUGUUAUACUCUACUGUUACCUCCCACUGAAAAAGAUGAAAGAUUAAAUCUUAAUGUAAGGACUGGUUCCUCAUCAACUUUAUAUAAUUCAUUAGUUUUAACUUUUGGAGGUUUAACCAUUGGUAUUGAAUUAUAUGAAUUAACUAUAGAUGAAAUUCAUCAUACUUUUUAUGAUAAAAUAUCAACUUCAAAUUCAAAAUAUAAAACUUUAGAAAAAUAUCUUUCAGGAGAAUUAUUUUAUUUAAGUUUAAUUGAAAGAUCUUGGACAAGAGUUGAAUUUGAUAAAGAUGUUAUUAGACCAAGACCAAGAUUACUUCAUCAAAUUUGUGCUAUCAAUAAUUGUUUAUAUUUAUUUGGUGGUUUAAUUUUAUCAGGUAAUGAUUUACUGGAAUCUUUAAUUCCUUGUAAUGAUUUAUGGGAAUUUGAUUUAGAAACUAAAAAAUGGACUUUAUUACAUGAUGGUAAUGGUUAUGAAAAUGAUUCAACCAUCCCAAUACCAAGAUUUAAUCAUAAAAUGACUCUGAUUGGAAGUCUUACCUUUGUUAAUAGAAAAGAUCAUUUUGGUAUCUUUAUUGCUGGUGGUAAAGAUAAAAAUUCAAAUCCAAUUUAUAAUAAUGUAAUGUUUGAUUUAGUUGAAAAAAAAUAUGUUGGUACUGAACCAAUUAUAUUAAAAACUUCAUCCGGUAAUUCUCAAAAGGAUUCUCAUCUUGGUCUUGAUAAUGUGGUAGCGAAUGAUGAUCAUGAAUUAAGUGUUGAUUAUCUUAAUAGUAUGAUUUUAAAUUAUACUGAAGAAUUAGAACUGUCAACUCCAACCACUUCAAUUUCAACUCCAAAUCAACCUAAUAAUAAUUCCCAAUCUCAAAUUCGAAAAGAUUCAAAACAACCUUCAGGUAAGGUUGUCACUAAUAAAAAUGAAGUUAAUUUAACUACAAAUCAUGAAGAAUCAAUUAUAGUUUAUGCUCCAACUACGAAUAAAAAUCCUGAUGCAUUAUUAAAUCCUUUAUUAUCAUUUAAAAUUAGUAAACAUAUAAAAUCAGCUCGUCCAUUACCAGUUCAUAAAAAGAAAAUAUUAAAACAUACAAAAGCAACAACAACAACAACAACAACUCCUCCUGUAAAUGUAAAAAAUACUUUAAAUCAAACUGUACCUUUCAAUUUACGAUAUCCAACUGGAGGAUUAUUUGGUCAAAAUAUCGUUAUAACAGGGUUUUUACCAAAUGAUUUUGAUAUUUCUAUUUUCAUUUAUAAUAAACCAACCGGUAAAUGGUCUCGAUUAAAUGUAUUUUGUAAUCAUGAUUAUGGAUCUCAUCGAUUUUGGGGUGGUUUUGCAUGGCAAUCUCAUCAUAAAGUAGUAUUAAUUGGAAAUUAUUUAACAUCAAGAACUACAAGUAGUAUUAGAUUUUUUACCGUGAUGAUAACAGUUAGUUUACCGGUAACCAAUAUUCUUGCUAGUUCUGAAAUGGCCGGUGUUCAUCAUCAUCAUCAUCAUGGAAAGAGAAUUGCUCAUAGACAAGUAUCUCGAAAUUCAUUUUCAAGUGGUGCUAGAACAGGUGAUGAAUUAACUGAUGAAACUUGUAGUAGUGUAUCAGUGGAUGAUUUAACUGAUGAUGAAGAUGAUAUUGGAUCAAAUUCAAAAACUAGAAGAUCAUCAAAUUUAUCUCAAACUAGUAGUGCUACAUCUCCAACCACUAUUUCAUUUAGUGAAUAUGUUCAUUAUGCUGCUCCCAAAACUAAUUUUACCAAUAUUAGAUCAGUUUUCCCUCCUGCUGCUAUAACUUUAGGAAGAAAUGCAUUUGAUAGAUAUGGUGAUUUAAUAUCUGAUUUUGAAUUAGUUUCUUGUACAGGUGAUAGAAUUCCAGUAGCAUUAAUUGUUCUUAUGGAAAGAUGGGGUAGCUAUUUUAUAAAGCUUUUAGCAAGAGGUUAUAUUCAAGCGGUUGAUAAAUUUGAAUCUGAUCAAGCUUUAGGUGUAUUUCAUAAUGAUGAUAAAGGAAGAUUAAGAACUUCAAAAAGUACUGGUGGUGGAAGUACAUCAAGUUCAAAUGCAUCUAAUUUACAAUCUCAUCAAUCUAAAUUAAAAACUAUUGAACCUGCAAAUUCAAUUAUUAUUAGUUCUUUUUCAUCUAGUAAUUCAUUACUAGCUUCACAAUUACAAGAUAUACCACCUCAAUUACCUUUACCAGUUGAUCAAAUUCCAGCCGUACCCACUAAUACUUCAUUCAGAGCUUCAUCAAGAAAGAAUUCUCAAGAUUUUAAUUCUCCAAGAGCUUCAUUGAUUCAUACUUUAACAGCAUUAAGAAAUAUUCCUUUAUCAAGAUCACCGAAGGAUUCACCAUAUGCUUCUCCUCGUGCAUCUUUAUCAGCUCAAGGUGGAACUACUACGAUUAUUGGUUCAGGUGAUUUAUAUGCUAAUACCAUUCCAAGUUUAAGACCAAAUAAAUCUAAAUUUAAUGAAUCAUAUAAUGAUUUAGGAACUGAUCCUACUGAUACAUCAACAACAAGAAGAGAAUCUAAUUUAUCAAGUGUUGAUUUAAAGGAAGGAGUUCAAAAGAAUUCAUCGGUUUCAACUGUACUUUCUGAGCCAUUUUCUGUAUCAUCUGAAAAAGAUAGUCAUGAUGAUGGUGGUGAAGAUGAUGAAGACUAUUCUGAACAUAAUGAUACAUCUGAACAUUUAUUUUCUGAAAAGGAAGAUAGACCAAAAUCAGGAUUAUUUGAUAAUGUAUUAUUAAAUUUUGAUAAUUUAGAAAAUGAUAAAUUUCAAAUGGAACCAUCAUUGAUUCCAAGAAAAUUAUAUGUUCCAUUUUCAACUGUUACAUUAAAAGCAUUUUGUGAAUAUCUUUAUACGGGACAAGUGGGGAAUAAAUGGUUAUUAACUCCAACAGCUUUAGAUAAUUUAGCCAUUGCUAAAUUUUUUAAAGUUCCAUUAUUAUAUGAUUUAAUUAGUGAAGUUUUAUUUGGUAUAAUUGGUAGAAAGGAAGUUUAUGUGGUCAGAGAAGGAAAUAAAUUAAAACGAAGAUAUUUCCAACUUUUAGAUGCUACCAAUACUCCAUUAGAUCCUAAAUUUAGAUUCCCCUUAGAUGAAUAUGAAGGGUUUAUGGAUACAGUUGAUGAUGGAUAUUUGGAUAUUGCUUUAUUAAAAAAGACAUCUAAUAUUAAUAAACUUUCAGUUGUUUCGUUUCAAAGUUCAAGAAAGAAAAAAUCAAUUGCUUCAUCCUUACAUCGUCCUUCUGAAAGUGGAAUCACUGAAAAUGAUGAAGAAGAUGAUGAUGAAGAAGAAAAUGUGAAAGUUCCAGUUAAUGAAAAAGAUGAUGAAGUUAAAGAUAAUUCAACUGAUGAAUCAUCCGAUAAGAAACUUACUUCUACUAGUGAAGAAGAUAAUGAAAAUGAUAUUGAAUUAGGAUUUCUUAAUUCUCAUGAAGUUCCUACUACAGGAGUGGGACCUCGAUCUAAAUCAGUAUUUGAUAGAUCUAAUACUGUUUAUAAUGAAUUUGCCAAUGUUACAGCUGCUGCAGAUGAAGAUGGUCAUAAUGAAAAGGAUAAAGCUGCCAGAUUAACUUUAGAACAAUUGGUAUCUCCUAAUUCUGAAGUUCCAAGUGAUUAUAUUAUUGAUUUGAUUUAUGAAAGUGCCGCUAUUGUAACUGAUUUAAAAAUCAUGUUGAGAGCUGCUAAUGCUAGAUUAAUGAGUAAAACUUUACAAGAAAGUAAAAUUGAAAUUGGAGCUAAGAUUCAAGAAUUAAAACAAAAAUAUGAAGCACAAAAGAAUGCUGAAAAUUUAGCUAAAGAAGUUGCUGAUACAACUGGGUUUAUUCCUGUUUCUGGUGUUACUACUGUUUCAAGUGUUAGAUCUCGUUCUAAAACUCCUGGACCUGAAUUUGAACCUUUUAAUCAAUCAUCAACUGAUUUAAAACCAAGUAUAUCACAAGCAUCAUUAACUACGGUUGGAUCAGUUAAAUAUAAUGCAUCAUUAGAAAAAGUUAAAUCAAAUACAAGUUUUAGAAAUAUUGGAGGAUUUACUCCAUUUAAAACAUCUAAACCUGAAAAGGAAAUUGAUAAGAGAUUAAAUAAAAUUAUGAAAAAGGAAGAUAAAUUAAAAUCUAAAACUGAUAUUUAUCCAUCUCAAGAUAAAGAUUCUAAGAAGAAGAAUAAAUUUUUUUCAAGUAGUUCAACUAGAGUAAAUGAAAUUAAUAAUAAUACUCAACCAUCAGGUACUUCACCUACACCAUCUAUAACCUCAACUACUACCAAUAGUGGAUUAAGUAAGAAACAUCAUGGAUUAUUUCAUUUAACGAAGAAGAGAGAAACCAAUGAUGAUUCAUCAGUUGAAUCGGGACCAAAAUUAAUUCGAACUCAAUCAUCUACUGGGAGUAUUAAUUCAUCAACUAGUAAAUCUGAUGCUAGUAGUAAUGGUAAAAAGAAGCAUGGAUUAUUUAGUUUUAAAAAGCAUACUUAA